This is a messenger RNA of Cylindrotheca closterium, 4041 nucleotides long. Lineage: Eukaryota; Bacillariophyta; Bacillariophyceae; Bacillariales; Bacillariaceae. The record is from the annotation of a GenBank genome assembly.
AUGAAUCAUCGUCGAGUAGGAUUGUUCCUGGCUAUUGCGGCGGCAGUUCCAUUCGAAAGCGCUGCCUUUACCACCAAUGUGCGGUAUUUGGAAUCAUCUACUGCAGCAUUGCAUGUAGCAUCCACCACUAGCAGCAGCACUCGCCUACAGUACAAACAACCAGAGGCUACUUCUCAAGACGACAAGCUCAGCACGGCCUAUGACGAUUGGUGUCAGCUUCACGGACACGCAGUGGAAGCUCCUCGCAAGGAAAUCUUUUGUUAUCAUUAUUUGCUGGCGGAACGGUUCUUUCAAAACACUGGAGUCCGGUUGGAAUUGAACGAACAUGCCGAUUUGACCGAUCAAGAAUACGCCAGGUUGCUAAAGGAAAAGUAUGGCAAGGACGACUUUCAAUUGCAACGUCCUCCGGCCAUGGAGGCCGAACAUCAACGCUUUCAAACGGCCUAUGCCGACUGGUGUCGACUACACCAGAAAGAGAUGGAUGAAUCCCGUCUGGAAAUCUUUUCCUAUCACUAUUUAAUGGCCGAACAAUAUCUGGAAGAAACUGGGACGGUACUCCAAUUGAACGAAUAUGCGGAUCGUACACGAGAAGAGUACGAACAUGUACUUUCGUUGGCCGACCAACAAAAACAAGAAUCGUCCGCGACCGCUGCUGCUGCUGUUGUUGCGGAAACUGCUACUGCCUCUACCGAAGAGCCACAACCAGUCGUUCCUCCUGUUAGGAUUGCUAGAGAAGAACCUCCACAGGCUGCUGUUGUUCCUCCAACUCCAGUCGCUCCAACCCCCCCACAGCAGCAGCAGCAGCAGCAGCAACAGCAACAGCAACAGCAACAGCAACAGCAACAGCAACAACAAGAUUAUCGUACCAAGGAAUGGUGGGAUGGAAGUGGAACUGCCUCCAAUUUUGCCGAUUGGUGGGAAGGUGGAUCUUCCUUGACUUCGGCGCGGUACGAACGAAAACCAGCAGCACGGAGUGCCCAUGCACGAUGGCAACAAACAACAACAACCAUUCAACCGUCUAGCCCAACUCCACCGAAGGAGCCACCCAGCAAGGACUUUUGGGGUUUCUUGGGCAAUGGCAAUGCUAAUGAUCAGCAUGGCGAUGAAGAACAAGGCUCUGUGGCACCAUCCAAGCCGGUGGACCACAUCUCUUCGACGACCUCUUCUUCGUCUGCCCAAGGGGCCGUGUCACCAUUUUCCAAGCCUUUUUCGUCCACCUCGAUUCCUGCCGAUGCAUCGCCGUCUUCCAUGACGUCGUAUCACCAAGACGAUACUACCCCACCAAUUUACUCCACUGAGCCACCACCGCUAUCUUCCAACCCAACCGUUACCGCAAGUGCUGUCUCGCCAUCCUCCAUGACGUCCUAUGUACAGGAUCCAGCUCCCGUGUCGAAAUCACCCGCCAAGACUCCUUUUGGUGGUAAUGGACCUGGAACAGCACCAAAGACUACUGCUACUACUAGCAGUAGCAGUGCGGAUUGGUGGGGAAGUGGAUCCAUUGCCCAAAUGAAACCUAUUGGGGAUGACACGGACCUGAAUCAGAAUCAUAGGUCACUAGGUAGUCCUCCUGGAGGAGAACCCCGAGCUCCACGACAAGGAGUUGCACCCUCUUUGGCAACGACCGACGAGUCUUUGUCGAGUGCCACUACGACCGACGAAUCAUCAUCAUCAUCUGCAUCCGCAGCUCCCAAGGAAACUGUGGUGGAUUCGUCUCUCAAUCCAGUGAACAGUGACGAUCCAGAAUCGUCUAGUACUACCGAAGCACCCAAAACUUAUUUGGAUACUCUCCACCCAGUGAGCAGUCAUCACGAAUCGUCGUCAAGUAAUGCGGCGGAAGAAUCCAAGACUUAUUUGGAUACUCUCCACCCAGUAAGCAGCUAUCAAGAAGGACUGGAGAGUGCUAGUCGACCCCACCAGCCCGCAAGGACAGAGUCCAGCGACGAUUGUUGCACCAAGGCUGGUAUUUCACCAGAAGAUUCCUCACCAACAAGCGAUUCUGCCGAUCAAGCCAACGUCGUUGCCCAAUCCAGCAGUGAUUCAAUGGAUUCAUCAUUGGACACUGCUUCAGCAGCAGACGCACAAGAAUACGUAGCGUGGUGCCAAGAAAAUGGCAAGGAACACAAUGAAGCUCGCAUGAAGAUUUUUGUGCGAAACUUGAAAUGGGCCCGGGAGUACUCGGAAGGAAGUGGUGUCGAGUUGGAGAUGAACGAGUAUGCGGAUUUGACCCAAGAAGAAUAUCAAGAGGUCCUCUCUGCUGCUGCUGAAGACGAAGAAGUGGAGGAUCCACUAGUGCUUUCUACUGAUAGAGAAAUUGGGCAACUGCAAGUGGUAUCGGCCGACGAUAGUGCUGGACCGUCCGACAAGUCGUCUGUCCUCACCAGCCGCAAGCAGCGAAGGAAGAAUAUGUAUGAAUUUCAAGAGCGACUGUUGGCAGCCAGGAUUCACAAUGAUAUCCAACUUCGAAAGCGGACCAAGGCUCUUGCAGUUCAACUACAGAAAUAUUUCUUCCAGCGAAGACUUUUGGCUGCUCGGAUUGAAUACGAUGCCAAGGCCAAGGCGACAGCUGAUGCUAUGCGAACAGAGACAAGGGAAAGCAAACAAUUCCAACCGGCAUUUGUGGAAACUAGAACUCCAAGUGAUGUCAAGGCCAAGGAACCACCUCGAGAUUUGGAAGCCGAAGCCAAACAAUUUGCAUUCCAACGAAGUCUCUUGGCAGCCCGGAUCAAAUACGAUGCUGCCGCUAGUCAAAUGGAGAAAGCGAAGAAGGAGUCUGCCUUCCAACAAAAACUUCUCAGUGCAAGGAUCAAGAAUGACUACGUUGCACGUCAGCAACGAACGGAAAAGAAACCAAUUGUGGGAGAUUCGAAAGCAGAAAAAUCUAGUGAGAGUUCCACCAAGAAUGUUUCAGCGGCAACUAGUGAUUCGAAGGUUUCCCUGCAAGAGAAAUUGUAUGAAGCCAAGGUCGACAAACACUUCUCGAAAGAUGCGAAAGUGGAAGAAUUCCCAGCAACGGAAUCCGUUGAUGAAACAGACAAGGUUAUUGAAGCUAGUGCCACUCCAGCCAAGUCCGUUGCCGAAACUGCCCGCGCAGUCGAUGAGACUAAGGUGGAAGCAACCACAGCCAAAUCCACGGGCGAAGAAGUCGAUGUUACUGCCACAUCAGUCAACACCAUCGAUGAAUCUGAUCAAACAGAAGAAUACAUCGCUGCGCCAGCCGCAAGUGUUUCAGAAACACCUUUGGAAUCGAUUGCAGAGCCGCAAAAUGAUAGUGGUUACGCAGUAUCGAUUUCUUCCUCCGAUGAACUAAUGUUCGAAUACACAAGCCCGUAUCAAGGUCUGACUGGUCCAUCCAAGGCUGGUCUGGUCCUUGCUUCACUUCUGGUUGUUGGAAUGGUCGUUACAAGUCCCGAAUUGGACCUCGCCUCACAACCUGGCUUGGCGGACUUUGCAACGUUGUCUGGCACUGCCCAACAUGCAAUGAAUGACUUUGUUCACAACGUUCAGGAAGGUUUUGCAUCAGCCACUCAAAAGUUCUUGGGUGGACUGGAGGCGAUGAAGGAUUCGACCGCUCGCAACAUGGAGAGUAUGAGCAAGGAUGUGUCUGCACCGAAAACAGACCAUACCAAAUCGUUGAAGACAGCUAGCGACAACAUGCCAAAAUGGCAAGUGCAUCGAGCCAAGGACAUUGAAGGAAUUGGAAAGGCAGCCGAAAAGUCUACACGUAUUUUGAAGGAAUCGACUGAAUCUAGCGUCAAGGCAGCGACCAAUACCAUCAAAGAAGUGAAACAAAACGCACCCUCUGCAAUCAAGACAGCGACCAAUACCAUCAAAGAAGUGAAACAAAAUGCACCCUCUGUAGUCAAGGAAAUCAAGCCAAAUGCAGUGACCAAUGUCGUCAGAGAAUUGAACCAGAGCCCAGCAGCCAGUAUCAUCAAAGAAGUGAAACCAAGCACUGCAGCGAAGGUUAUCAAAGACGUCGCACCAAGCUCUUCGACUGACCUUAGCAGCAUGCUGAGUGAAUGGAGUGCGCAACAAAAAUAA